Messenger RNA from Ictalurus furcatus (blue catfish), 1345 nucleotides. Its product is annotated as sialic acid-binding Ig-like lectin 7. The record is from RefSeq and is a predicted model, not a curated record. Bases 308 to 1345 code for a protein of 345 amino acids. NCBI's taxonomy places the organism in Eukaryota, Metazoa, Chordata, Actinopteri, Siluriformes, Ictaluridae. The transcript has 5 exons.
ACAGAUUAUUCCAGAAGUAAUCGCACCCCUUCUAAACAUAAUCAAUUCUUCAGUUAGCACUGGUUAUGUACCUAAAUGAUUUAAACUAGCAGUUAUUAAUCCCCUGAUUAAAAACCUGACCUCGACCCCUCUCAACUGUCCAGCUAUAGACCGAUAUCAAAUCCUUGUGUGUGUGUGUGUGUGUGUGUGUGUGUGUGUGUGUGUAUGUGUGUGUGUGCACGUGUGUGUGUGUAUGUGUGUGUAUAUAUAUGUGUGUGUAUGUGUGUGUGUUAGUUUCUUCUCCAGGUGAUCUUUCCUGAACAGAGAGAUGAAAUCAGCAGAGAAACUCGUCAUCGUUUGUUUUCUGUUUAAAGGUGUUUUGUGUAGAGAAUUCUCCAUCAGUCUACCAGAGAGUGUAGAAGCUGUGAGAGGACUCUGUGUUCUCAUACCCUGCAGUUUUGAGAUUGAAGAACAAUAUGAUGGAGACCUCCAGAAAGAUCCUACAGGAAUCUGGUUAAAAGACAGCACUGAUCCUAACAAUAACAGAGUCUUUAACUCUAAAGUAACUGAAGAGAACAAGAUUGAAGGAGAAAUUAUAGGAGACCUCCGCAUGAAGAACUGCACCACCGUCUUCUACAACAUCAGACAGAAUUACAGUGGAGAUUAUUACUUUAGAUUAGAAACUUCAGGAAAACUGAAAUGGAAUUAUAAAUCUCCAUCAGUGUCUGUAAGAGUGGGAGCUUCUCCAAUCACACCCUCAAUAACACUGUAUAAGGAGGAUCAGGGGAAGGUGGAGGACCAAAAUGAGCUGGUGGAGGGAACUUCAGUGAGUCUCAUUUGCUCUGCUCCAGCUCCUCCAUGUCUCUUAAAGCCACCCACUUUUACAUGGAACUUCCUGCCUGAGGAGAGAAGACAGGAGCAGAACCACAACACCAGAUUCAGCUCCUCUCAGCUGAACUUCAACGCUACUCACCUUCAUCAUGGACUCAAUUUCACCUGCACUGCCACCUACCAGCUCCAGAACAGGAACAAAUCAACACAGAGCUCUUUUAUACUACAUGUUCUGUAUGCUCCUCAGAUCUCUCCCUUCUCCAGCUGUAACACCACUCAGGAUUUGAUCAUGUGUUCCUGUGAGGUUCACGGAAAUCCGUCUCCUAAACUGGAGUGGCGUGUCUCUGGCCAAAGUGUCAAAUCCAUCUGGGAGGAGUCAGUGAACAGCACAACCUCAAGAAGCUUCAUCUCCAUCAAUCAAUCAGUUAAGGACAAGCCCACUCUUCAGUGUGUUGUCUCCAAUAAGAUGGGUACCAAAACCCUCCUGUUUAAUCCCAACAUCUCAGAGAGGAGAGUAAAAAAGAUCAGUCCAUAA